Molecule: messenger RNA, 1005 nt
Organism: Xyrichtys novacula (pearly razorfish)
Lineage: Eukaryota; Metazoa; Chordata; Actinopteri; Labriformes; Labridae
Source: the annotation of a GenBank genome assembly
AUGCCGAUAUGCAGGAAUAAAGAGGAUGUGUUUCGAUUACCCUUCCUUAAAAACCCUUGUUUUUUGCAUAAGGGGAAAACAAUAACGAGUUCACACCUGAUGGAGGCUGGUCUGUUGUGGAUCAGAGAUAUAAUGAAUGAUGACUUUAGCGUCAAACUAGAUUUUAUUUUUGGUGUGCUAAAAAACAAAAAUAUUAAUUUCAGAAAAUGCAGCAUAAGGUCAAUUACGGAAAAAAUAAAAAAUACAGUAACUCUGUUUUGGGAAAGAAUAAUGCAGACAAAAGACAUCUCGAUGCAGAACGAUGACUUGAAUUUCCUCCUGUGCCAAAACAAUAACCCGGUCCCAGUGCAAGAGAUUAAAACAAAAGCAUGGUACAAACUCCUCAUAGCCGAAAUCAAAAGAACUCCAACUACCGAAAAGAUCUGGGCUCAAAUCUUUCCGGGUUUUAACACCAAAUCAAUAUGGACCAGUGGGGGAGGUCUCUUCACUCCCCCAACGCUACAACAUCUAGAUUUCAAAAUUAAGCACAGGAGGAUUUUCACAGGCAUCGUUCUGCAUCAAAUCAACAAGGGAAAAUACGAAAGAAAAUGUAAAAAAUGCAAUGAACAGGAUGAAGAUUUGGAGCACCUCUUCUUGGAUUGUAGUCUUGUAAGAGCCUUCUACUCCACAAUACGGCGGACAAUACAGAGCGCCUGCAAUUUCCACUGUGGAAGUGACACAAAAUGGACUUUGCUUUUUUUAUUCGGACUAAAAAAGAAUUCUGCACAUCAGCAUACUCACAUCAUCAACACCAUCCUCAGCUACACAAGAUUUUCAGUCUGGACUGUCAGGAACUAUGCUUUAUACGAAAACCGGACUCUGUCACUGCUUCCUUUUUUCAAAACCCUAUUUCUGAACCAUCUGAAAAACUGCUUCUUCGCCAUCCCGGACACUUUCAAUCAGCUUUUGAACACUGGACACACUCUUUUUACAGUACAUCAAAACAAUAUCACACUUAAUUUAUGA